This is a messenger RNA of Anopheles coustani, 3820 nucleotides long. RefSeq names its product circumsporozoite protein-like. The transcript has 2 exons. The coding region runs from base 280 to 1605 and encodes 441 amino acids. Lineage: Eukaryota; Metazoa; Arthropoda; Insecta; Diptera; Culicidae. The record is from RefSeq and is a predicted model, not a curated record.
GUCAAAUUCUAAAAGGAUUCAAAGUGAAGCGCAGAAAAAGGUGUCAUAGUAGUCAGGAACCUGCAGAUAAACUCAGCAGUCACCGGGAAGCAAAGUUUUCAAAGUUGUGAAUCGACGAUUGCAGUGAAAGAAUAUUGUUAUUCGUAGGAUAAUUCGUCAACCAGAUCAGCUGUGGUGGAGUGGAGAUAGAAGCCCAUAGUGUUGCAAAGAUUUGACGGCGAAAAACUAGCGGACGAGCGAAACACAAGCAGUCAAAGCGAACCUGUUCCGUAAAAAGUGAUGGUCUCGAACAAGUCGAUUGAAAACAAUAAACGCGCAUUCAACCAGAUGGCUAAUCGUCAGCGAUUCAAGCAGGGCGUAGGAAAGCAUAAUAAUCAAAUGAAUGAUAUUCGUAGCAUGAGUGCUAUGUUCAACGCAAACCAGCUUGGUGAUAAUCCCGGUUUCAUGGACUUCAACGAUGACUCGAUCACUUCCAACGUUAACGGAGCCGGCAACAGUGCUGGCGGUACCAACGCGAGCAAUGGGGCAGAAGUUGGAAACAAAAACGGUAACGGUGGUCGGAAGAUGAAUCCCAACAUGAGACGCCCCAUGAAAAACGGUGGUCCUGGAAUGCGCCACCGUAUGAAUGGCAUGCCGAGCUGGGGUCCACCGAUGGCCCCACCAAAUAUGUUCCCGGGUCCUCCCGGUCCCGCCGGUCGGCGAGGUCCGAUGAAUCCACCACCGAUACCACCUCAUCCAGCGCAUUUCCGAAAUGCUCAUGGUGGAGGAAUGCGAAUGCGUGGACCCCAGAAUGGUAGGUUUGGCCCUGGACCCCAGGGACCGAUGUCCUUGUUGGCGAUGAACAGACCCCUCCCUGUACCGAUACCUCCACUCGGCGGUCGCCCCAUGCCUCCGCCACACGCCAUGGGUCGUAUGAUGCCUCCACCCUUACGCCAGGGACCGGACGGUCCUGCGAGGAGAAACGCGAACGGAAACUUACAUGCCCGUGGCAUGCAACCAUUCCCUCGGAACGGAAUGUCGGCCAACGGAGCCGCCUUGAAUGUGAAUGGAAAGCGUCCUCGUCCGAAGAAUGUGCAAAACAGAGAAGAAUACCCACUCGAUAAGCCGUGGGUGACAGAGGAAAUUAAAGCCGAGCACGAUAAGAAAGCAGACCUCGCCAAUCGUCUUAAAGGACACCGUGAUGAUGCGUUGUUCGCACAGUUUAAGGAGCAAAGGGAUACAUUUGUAAAAAUGUAUGAAGCAGCUCGUGCCGAAUUUGAGAAGAAAACACCCACGCAGGAUGUAGAAAAAAUGUUGACUGAAACGUCGCCUUGCAAAAAGGUUUGUAGCGAAAGUGUAGACAAAUCAAACGAUGGUGCAAUUUCCGCUGAUAACCUCGCUAAAAACGAUGAAGCUAACUGUAACAGUGCUGCUCCGGUGUCCGAUUCUAUCAAGUCGUCCGUUACUACAGAAAAAGCCACAGAUUCCGUUGCAUCUUCUACUGCCACCACUACUUCUUCUAAUGCUUCUACUACCGACAGCACUGCAACUACGUCUACCGCUCCAGAAGAGCAGACCGUAGUUGUCAAGGAAACAACUGAAACAGCAGCUACCACGGUGUCGUAAAAGCUUGUAGUAUUUAUCUAGAGUAACCGUUAAAAGAAACGAUCCGUUUUUGCGAUUGAUAACCCGAAACCGAAAAGAUCUCGGCAGAAUGUGUUAAAAGAAAACCCAAAAAAAAAACAAAACACUCAGAGCGACGACAUUCAUUUUAGUUAUCAAACAAUACAAAGAUAUUACAAUAACAAAGGAAGCUACACACUUCCGAUCAUACGAGAGCGUUGAUGAGGAGUUUGCGUUCUAUGUUCGCAGGAUAUGCAUAAAUGUAUCAUAUCGUUCGACUGAUAACGGCAACCAUAAUAUAGGGUUCUCCAUUUCAUAGUUUUGAGAAUGUAGGAUAAUAAUUGAACGAUCCGGCCACAUGAAAAACAAAAAAACGAAUAACAGCACGUUAAUGUUCAUGAGUGUAAAGCCACAUCCCCGGCAGCUUUUGGCUACUUUUAAAACCACGAAAUGGACAAUCCUGUUAUUUUUUAAUAAGAAUCGAAUAACUGCGACUUUCAAUUCACAGAGGGCCAACGAAAUGAUCUGCUGCAAAAGAUAUUUUUAGCAUACUGUUAUCCGUGUUGCACAUUACAGAAUGGAACAGAAAGCAUCAUUAGCGGCAAAAUAUCGUAGAUGAAUUUAGAACCCACCAAAUAUAUAAGGCUAUUUCUCGCGUAGGAUUGCAGUGAAAAUCCCCCUGACUAAAACAUUAACUUUUUCCUCUCAUGCAUCAACCCGGAUGUUGAUAUCCUACAGGGCACAUACGAUAGUACCAAUCGAUUGUCCUUAUUGACAUUGCCAGCAGAUAUAUGUAGGGAUUUUAUCAAUAAAAACGUAACGCAUAAAGGACAAAUACUUUAUUGAAUAACCAAAGCUUGCAUCAGAGACAGAUUAUAAUGAAAAUCAAUCGAUAGAGAACAGAGAAGGAACAGAUUAACCGUUGGCGAAAAUGUGACUUUAGUUGUGGGGAUCUGAGUCUUUGCGCACUUAAACUUCAGUCAAACUCGUUGGAAUCUUUUAAUUCACACCGAAAUGCAACAAACCAAAACGCUAACUCGUAACAAUAAAAAUAAUAAGCUAAUGUAUUCGACAGAACGGAAACGGAAACGGAAAUCCUAUAGUUCUAUUAGUAAAAUGAAUAUUCCGAUGUAUUCCGCAAAACAGUUGCAAAACCGAUACAAUAGUGAUACAAAGUUUUGUGCAAUCAAGUAAUUCGUCUGUCAACUUUACAUUUGAAUGCAACCACAUUCGUACCAUCCGUACUUAGUGAAAUGAUAAGUAAUAUGUAAAUGGAAUGUCGCUAUACAACAACACAAAAACCAUAUACGUUGUCGCGCUGUCGUGUUUCGUUGUCCUAUCUAGCAUGUCCUUUAGUGGUUUAGUAUUGUAUUUUGUGUUGCAUUUCUAAUUUAUCUGUAGUUGCAGAAACUGGCCAUUCUGGAAAUAUUCUAGUGGGGUAAGAAUUGCAUCCCCGAUGGACCUUCUUUUACUAUGAGAAACUAAACAGCAUCGUGUUUUCACCCUAUUAAGCCCUAAUCAAUCAAUUUUUUUCUAUAACUGAAAUUGAAUGUUGUCAACUGCGUAAAGAUAGGUUUCGCUUUACUAUUCUGUUUUUCGUGUCGCUCAAGCAGAAAUUGUAUCAUUGUUGUUUAGAAUAAGGGUUUUUAGAAAGAAUAUCAUUAUUAGUAUUUAUUCUCGUUUAACUUCAGUAAUUUUAUUUCUGUAAUUUCGUUUUGCCAUGUAAAGCGCUCCAGCACUACUUCUAGUAGUUCUGUUUUUACGCCAGUAAUGUGGCGCGAAAAGUUUCACUUCACUGAUUCACUUUCAAACAAUUACCACCAAUUAUUUGCGCUCCUCGUUUUUUAGCUUAAACUGGUUGCUUGAAACCAAUAAUGGUUCACUGUAAAUACCACAUACGUAUCCUUUUCGAUGAUCCCUUCAAGUAUACAAAAGGGUGAGAGUUAAUACCAUCGAUCCUUUUCCUCUGUACUGGUUGAGAUGAGGAUAAUACUUAAACCCCACGCUUCGUAGCAUCUGGUAACGGUAUCCGACGGUGCAGCUACAAUUGCAGGGUCACAUUAUGCUGCUGCUGGUAGUAUAAUUACAUAUGAAAUAGUUAAAUUAAACGAAACGAACUUCGCGAGCGCCAAUAGUGUAUCAUCGAUGGAAAUAAAGUGGUAGAUUGUUCGAAUCAUUGUUUACAUCUACUUAAAGUGAAAUCACAUGGAACUGAAAU